AUGGCCUCCUCACCAGCUCCCCAGGUUCACAUCUUGGACAAAUCGGACUAUACAAAGCAAUACUUGGUCGCGCUCCAUAAUGCGGACCCUCUGCCCGAUCUAGCGGCCCGUGAGAUCCGUAUCCGUAGCAGGAUUAUCUCCAAUACGACCAACAAUUUUACAUAUGCGCGACUUGGUCAUCUCUUCGGCUGGUGGAAUGUUUGGGCUGCAGUUCCGUCACUGCCUGCGCCAUAUGAUGAUGCUUCCAAGUACGGUCGCGUAUCUGCUUGGGGAUACGGCGAAGUGAUUGAGAGCAAAAAUGAUAGAGUGCCUGUUGGCACCAAGCUGUAUGGCUACCUUCCCAUCGGGAAUUAUCCCGAGAUACUUCAGGUAACCGUUGAAGAUGAGACUGGACACGUCUUGGAGACGAGUGAGCGAAGGGCUAGUCAAAUGAAGAUAUACAACCGAUAUAUAUCGUACCCUCCAGAGCUGGACUUGGAGGCAGACAAAUCGUCUCGAGGCUUAGACUCUGCCCUUCGUGUCUUCUUUGAGACGAGCUACAUGCUAAACCGGUAUGCGUUUGCUUGGGACUCAACCAAGCUCUCCCACCCGCUUGGUGCUCCGCUACCUUGGAGUUCAAGCGAUGCUGAUCUCGCAAACGCCGUGGUGGUGCUCCUUGGGGCUUCUGGAAAGACGGCACUCUCGUUUGCAUAUCUAUUGCGUCAAUCGAGGCCCGCUGAGCAACGGCCUCGCAAGGUCGUGGCGGUUGGAUCAGCCCAAUCACGCAGCUUUACUGAAGCAACUGGUCUAUAUGACGACUUGCUACUGUAUACAGAUAUUUCGAGCACGGAUGAUAGCAUUGCUACCCGGCUGGGUAUCGACGCCAACACCAAAGUGCUGCUCGCCAAUUUUGGCGGGAGAGGUACAGUUGAUGAGGAUCUGCAUGCCAUUCUUACGCGUGCCUCAAAAAGUGUGAUUAUUCUCAUCGUCGGUGGUGAUCCUCAGGGAAAAGGCUCCAAGCUAAACGCCCUGACGGAAGUGCCCGGCAGCGGUGUCGCUGUGUGCAAUGCUUCUGGCUUGCGAGACUCUGGGAUGAAGAGUGAUGGAACAGCAGGGUAUUUUGAGAGUCUCUCACAAGAAUGGACGCGACUCAAAGAGAAUGGAGGUAUCAAAGGGCUGACACUUCAAUGGGGUAAAGGAAUGGAAGAUUAUAGCAAGGGUUGGGAUGCGCUCUGCAAUGGAAGCAUUGACCCGACGCUUGGCCUAGUAUAUGAAGUGUAG
Messenger RNA from Trichoderma aggressivum f. europaeum, 1260 nucleotides. RefSeq lists its product as uncharacterized. Bases 1 to 1260 code for a protein of 419 amino acids. The transcript has a single exon. The record is from RefSeq and is a predicted model, not a curated record. Lineage: Eukaryota; Fungi; Ascomycota; Sordariomycetes; Hypocreales; Hypocreaceae.